Molecule: messenger RNA, 1191 nt
Organism: Stomoxys calcitrans (stable fly)
Lineage: Eukaryota; Metazoa; Arthropoda; Insecta; Diptera; Muscidae
Exons: 2
Coding region: 131-1144 (337 amino acids)
Source: RefSeq, a predicted model, not a curated record
ACAUACAUACGGUAUUCUUGUUCAACAUAAAAAAAUAUAAAAUUUUGUGAAUUGUUUUAAAAAUCGUCAUUUAUACAUCCAAUAUAAAUAAAAUCUACAUUUAUAUGUUAUUUAGCAUUACAGUAUAAGUAUGGUUCUUAAAUGUUAUUUAAAUUGCAGUGUUUGGAAACGGCUUUAUGCAUUUCCUAAAGAUCCUGAAGAAAGAAUGAAAUGGUGCAAAAUUCUCAAUGUAGAUUUUGAUCGGAUAGCGCCCUCCAGCAAACUUUGUGAAAGACACUUUGAUCCAAGGUUCUUAGGAGCAAAACAUUUAAUAAGACAUUCUAUACCACCAGUUAUUCCUCUGGCAAACAAUAAUGAACUCAAUGACCAAAACAUGGAAAACUCGCAACAAGGCCCGGAACUUAGUAAUUCCACAUCUUGUUCCCCCCACCUUGAAAUAGAAAUCAAAUCCGAAUGUAUUACAGAAGAUAUGGACCAAACAGAGUUUCUAUGUGAAGAUGAGCCAUCCGAUCAAGUUCGUGUUGUUAAUGAACCAUUGGUAGAAAGUGAUAACAUUACGCCCGAGUUGGCCCAUUUAUCCAGCAAAUCGAAAACGUCUUUAAAAACUUAUGAGAAGAAAAAAACAAAAUUCCUUAACUGUCACUGUGACUGCCAUAAAAGUGAUGAGACCACCACUAAGCUGUUGGGUCUUAUUGAAAAAGAAAAAACUAUGAAUAAGGAGCUAAAUAUCGAGGCAGAAUUAUACGCCCAGCAAAUAGUUGAACUCAAAAAGAAAUUAAAAAAAACUGAAGGCGAAUUGCAUACUUAUAAAGCCAAAGUAUCUGCAUUUUCCAAAUCCGUUAUUUGUGUAUCCAAAACUAAGCAAACAGAAGCGCGCAAAUUUGCAGAGAUGAUAUGCAGCACAAUUAGCAAAUACUCAAAGGACCAAAUGGAUUUGGCACAAUGCUUAGCAGAUAAGUUUCCAAAAUGCUAUGCGUUCUUGAGGGAUGAACUUUGUUUUCACCUGCCACAUCCACAAAAAUUAAGAGAGCGUCAAAUAUAUUUUAAAAAGGUCGUUAAGUCCAGCCUUAGCUUUUAUAGCACAGAAAAUACUGCAACACGCGAUGAUCAUUCCAUAGAGGAGGAUGUGAUUGUGAUUAAAUGAAUUAAAAUUAAGUUGAUAAAUAAAACUUUCUAUUUUCUAAGAAACAA